AUGGGUGCCUACAAAUAUCUCGAGGAGCUGCAAAGAAAGAAGCAGUCUGAUGUCAUGAGAUUCCUUCUCAGAAUCAGAUGCUGGGAGUACAGACAGAAGACUGUGAUCCACAGAGCUUCCAGACCAUCUAGACCAGACAAGGCUAGAAGACUUGGAUACAAGGCCAAGCAGGGCUUCGUCAUCUUCAGAAUUAGAGUCAGAAGAGGUGGCAGAAAGAGGCCUGUUCCAAAGGGUGCUACGUACGGUAAGCCAACCAACCAAGGUGUCAACCAAUUGAAGUACCAAAAGUCUCUCAGAUCUACCGCUGAGGAGAGAGUCGGAAGAAAGGCCGCCAACUUGAGAGUCUUGAACUCCUACUGGGUUAACGAGGACUCCACUUACAAGUACUACGAGGUUAUUUGUGUUGACCCUCAACACAAAGCCAUCAGAAGAGAUCCAAGAUACAACUGGAUCUGCAACCCUGUCCACAAGCACAGGGAGGCUAGAGGUCUUACUGCCAUUGGAAAGAAAUCCAGAGGUAUUGCCAAGGGUCACCUGUACAACAAGACCAGAAAGGGAAGAAGACACACCUGGAAGCAACACAACACCUUGUCUUUGUGGAGAUACAGAAAGUAA
Molecule: messenger RNA, 615 nt
Organism: Ogataea haglerorum
Lineage: Eukaryota; Fungi; Ascomycota; Pichiomycetes; Pichiales; Pichiaceae
Exons: 1
Coding region: 1-615 (204 amino acids)
Biological process (GO): cytoplasmic translation
Cellular component (GO): cytosolic large ribosomal subunit; ribosome
Molecular function (GO): structural constituent of ribosome; RNA binding
Source: RefSeq, a predicted model, not a curated record